UGGCUGGCCAUCCACAAGUGCAAAAACAAAACAAUAAUUCAAAGAAAACCACUUGCCUCACUUCCAACUCAAAAUUCACCCAUAAUCCUCCACUAAAAAGCUCAAGCAAAGAUGAAGGCAAUCAUCAUUUCAGCCAUUGUAGUGUUGGCCAUGAUUCAGCUCAUGUUUGAGCCAGCACAAGCCCUCACUUGUGGGCAAGUGAAUGCUUCAUUGGCACCAUGCAUUCCAUACCUUACUCAAGCUUGCUGCAGUGGAGUGAAAAGCCUGAAAGGAUUGGCGCAAAGCACAGCUGACAAAAAGGUGGCUUGCAAUUGUGUCAAGGCUGCUGCUAACCGAUAUGCAAAUCUUAAAGAUGACGCAGCUCAAGCUCUUCCCACCAAGUGUGGUGUCACCCUGGAUACCCCUAUCUCCAGAAAUGUUAACUGUGAUGCCAUCAGUUAUUAAAAGACAGGAGGAAACUAUAAGCAUCUGCAAGAAAAUAAAGAAGGAUGACUUCUCAGUGAAUCCUUAUAUAUCUUUUGCCUACUUUACACUACUUGUAAAAUAAUGGUCCUGAUUUGCAUGAUGCGGGGGAACCAAUUUUCUGUACUCUAAGCUUUAUACAGUUAUUCAAGCUCUGUGA
Messenger RNA from Lycium ferocissimum, 622 nucleotides. Its product is annotated as non-specific lipid-transfer protein 1-like. Lineage: Eukaryota; Viridiplantae; Streptophyta; Magnoliopsida; Solanales; Solanaceae. Gene Ontology annotation, molecular function: lipid binding. The record is from RefSeq and is a predicted model, not a curated record. The transcript has 2 exons. Gene Ontology annotation, cellular component: membrane. Gene Ontology annotation, biological process: lipid transport. The coding region runs from base 112 to 444 and encodes 110 amino acids.